Cordyceps militaris CM01 is the source of this 1752-nucleotide messenger RNA. RefSeq lists its product as uncharacterized. The record is from RefSeq and is a predicted model, not a curated record. The transcript has 6 exons. Bases 1 to 1752 code for a protein of 583 amino acids. Gene Ontology annotation, molecular function: antiporter activity. Lineage: Eukaryota; Fungi; Ascomycota; Sordariomycetes; Hypocreales; Cordycipitaceae. Gene Ontology annotation, cellular component: Golgi apparatus.
AUGAUAGUAUGUCUUGGCAAAACCACGCCCGCCAAGGUCUUGGCUCUUGAUACAUUCCUAAUUCCGAGAUUUGUUGGUUACUUGGCCGAGUACAGGCAGCCGGCCCCCUGCCAGGCCACACCCAACGGCCAAGGCAUCCACUGUAAAUGCAACCUCCAGGCCAAAUUUACAAUUUACACACACAUUUACAGGCGCUACCCCGUCAUUCCUGGCCUGCCUUCUCUGCCCAGUCAAAGGUCGUCUGGGCCUCUCGUGGCAUACCCGUUGCAACCUCCCCACCACUGCCGCCGCACCAGUGCCACCACUGACCAUGACCAGCGACGCGGACGCAUCUUGUUGACGACGCUCACCGUCCCCAAUUUUGCUCUUUUAAUCAUUGUUUCCUUGCUGCUUCAACUCGUCCUCGACAGGCACUCUGAACCCCUACCUGCUUUCCUAUCACCUAUUCCUACCAAGUUCCUGCAUACCGAAACCACCUGUGCCACUUGCCAAGUCUUCCUACUACACAAAGCGUGGCCCGUUCACCCACCCCUCCCUCCUCCGCUUCUUGUUUCCAGCUUGACCAUAUCAUCAUCCAAACGCAACCAUAUUUCUGGCAUUGAUUUUCCUUCUUCCAUCAUCUCGGCCCUCGAUCCUCACCUCUCCCAUCUCAACACUCCACACAUGUCUUCACAAACUUCCCCGGAACCUUCGCCGCCCCUCCUCAAGGAAGGUCAGGGUUUUGCAUCCCGAGACGAUUCUCUCGUCGAUAUGGAAGCCAACGCAGGUCGCUCCGAGGCUGCUUCUCAGUCCAACCUCGACCAUGAAUAUUCAAUCCCAUCAACAGUCAAGUUUACAUGGCUAGGCACAUACUUUGUGCUGUCAUUGCUACUCACCAUCUAUAACAAGCUUGUUCUGGGCGUGUUCAAAUUCCCCUGGCUAUUGACCUUUCUUCAUACUUCCAUUUCCGCCUUCGGUACCUACGGUAUGCUACACAUGGGCUACUUCAAACUCUCGCGAUUGGGACUUCGUGAGAACCUCGCCCUCGUCGCCUUUAGCGCCCUCUUCACAGUCAACAUUGCCCUGUCCAACCUGUCACUCGCCAUGGUCUCGGUCCCUUUUUACCAGACUAUGCGCAUGCUUUGCCCCAUCUUCACUCUUCUCAUCUUCCGUGCUUGGUACGGCCGUACCUACAGCACCCUCACCUACUUGUCUCUGGUCCCGUUAAUCUUUGGCGCCGCCAUGACUACCGCGGGCGAGAUGAAGUUCUCAGAUGCUGGUUUCCUACUGACCAUCCUCGGCGUCAUUUUCGCCGCACUCAAGACUAUUGUGACGAAUCGCUUCAUGACGGGCUCCCUCGCCCUUCCCCCGGUCGAAUUCCUCAUCCGAAUGGCCCCCAUGGCUGCUGCGCAAGCAUUGGUCUGCGCUUUUGCUACUGGCGAGGUGGAUGGCUUCCGCGAGGCCCUUGCCAACUCGGAAAUGUCAGGCCUUGCCACAGCUGCCUCUCUGCUGGGCAAUGGAUGUCUUGCUUUCCUGCUCAACAUCUCGUCUUUUAAUACCAACAAACUCGCCGGUGCCUUGACGAUGACGGUGUGCGGUAACCUGAAGCAGUGCUUAACUGUUCUUCUCGGCAUAUUCAUCUUUAACGUUGAGGUUGACCUUCUCAAGGGUACCGGUAUGGCCAUAACGAUGCUCGGUGCCGCCAUCUACAGCAAAGCAGAACUCGACAAUAAGAAGAGGCAGCAGACGGCUUACAAGAAAAUUCCUCAAUAG